Messenger RNA from Sclerotinia sclerotiorum 1980 UF-70, 3831 nucleotides. RefSeq lists its product as hypothetical. Gene Ontology annotation, cellular component: plasma membrane. The record is from RefSeq and is a predicted model, not a curated record. The transcript is spliced from 2 exons. Gene Ontology annotation, molecular function: calcium-activated cation channel activity. NCBI's taxonomy places the organism in Eukaryota, Fungi, Ascomycota, Leotiomycetes, Helotiales, Sclerotiniaceae. Bases 1 to 3831 code for a protein of 1276 amino acids.
AUGUCUUCAACCUUGGGUAACAGUCCGACGGCGACUUCUGCCACUGCAGUCGCAACAACAUCUACUGUGGCUGGGUCGGCGGAGGGUAUCAGUUUGGUGGCUCUUCUUACGGCAAUGGCAUCUUCUGCUAUCAUUUUUGGUGUACAGAUGAUAGCUUUUAUGCUCUUGAAGAACAAGCUUGCGCGGAUAUUCAAACCAAAGACCUAUUUAGUGCCCGAAAAAGAACGAACCGAACCACCUCCUAGAAGUCCAUGGGGAUGGCUAUUCACGAUAUUUCAAUUUCGAGAUCGGGAAGUUAUCAACAAGUGUGGAUUGGACGCCUACUUUUUCCUUCGAUACCUCCAAACUCUUUUGGUUAUCUUCAUCCCUAUGGCGGUUGUCAUAAUACCAAUUCUUGUCCCCAUGAACUACAUCGGAGGAAGAGGUGGUGAUUGGGCCUUACAGUAUGCAAACGAUAAAAAUACUACUGAAGUUUCCUCGAAUCCAAAUGUGACUGGCUUGGAUCAAUUAGCCUGGACAAAUAUACAACCAAGCAAAACCAGUAGAUAUUGGGCACAUCUGGUACUUGCAUUGUUGGCCAUCAUUUGGGUUUGUGGUGUAUUUUUUGCGGAGUUGCGAGUGUAUAUCAAAGUACGACAAGAUUAUUUAACAUCCGCAGAACAUCGACUCAGAGCUUCAGCAACGACAGUUCUCGUUAGUGCCAUUCCGGAUAAAUGGCUCACGAAAGAAGCACUCGCUGGACUUUACGACGUCUUCCCUGGAGGAAUUAGGAAUAUUUGGAUUAAUCGAAAUUAUGAUGAAUUGUUGGCAAAGAUCCAUCUUCGGGACCAGAUCCAUUUGCAGUUGGAGGGCGCCGAGACGGAAUUGGUUAGGGCAGCAAAGAAAGCCCAGAGGAAAAUGGUAGAAAAGCAAGAGAAGAUGAACGCAAAAAAGUCGAAUCGCAAACUCACAAAGGAAGAGAAAGCUCAAAAAAUCAAAGAGGAAAAUGAGCUGGCGGAACGGCUUGCCCAAAGUGGUGGGGUAGCUACUGGCGAGGAGGCUCCUCACACAGUAGAUGAUGUGGUAGAUGAGGAGGCAGAAUUGGAAAGGCAGGAAGAAGACCACCAACAUAAACGACACGGUUCGAAGAACAAAUUUAAAAUUGGUAAUCCAUUCGCCGCCGUUGGUCAAGGCUUCGAGGCAGUCGGACAAGGCUUGAAUAGAGGUGUAAGUGUCGUUGGAAAGGUCGGUGAAACUGCGUUAGGGGGUGUCAUAGGGCUGGGUAGAGAAUUGGAUGAGACGAUUGAGGAAACUAAUGGUAAUGGCUUCAUGAAUCUUGACACACAGUCCAUAGCGGAGGAUGAUGAAUAUGACCAAUAUGGAAGAUACAAACAACGACAGCCGCCAAAACCUUAUGGAUACGGCGUUGACGAUGGGCAUGACCGGGAUCCUGAAAAAGAAGGCGUGGCAGGAGAAGAUCGUCCGUCAACGUCAGAACGGGAUCCUCGAAGCUAUGAUGGGGAUGGAAAGUCGGUUGGCAACACAGUACGAAGAAACCGCUUCGAAUACGGAGGUGACGGAGCCAAUGAUGCCCUGAAAACCAACAAUUGGUGGAAAUUCUGGAGAGGUCCCGCUGGCGGAUUUCCUUCCCCAGUUCCAACAGGCUAUGAAGAUGACGACGAAUUUCCUCUAACUCAAGGUGACGGACCGAGAUCGAGAGUUGCGACUGGUGCUCCCCCGAAGAAGAGUGCUUGGGAAGUGAUUAAAUCCAUUAUUCCUUUCCUAAACUCGGAUGAUGGACCAGGAGUCGAGUAUCCAAAAGCUUACAAUGAAGAUUACAAGGAAGAUGCGGCACCUGCAGCAUGGCAACAGUUUCUAAGGGAAAAGGAUAGGCCGACGCAUAGAUUACCUAGGUUUAGUUGGACUCCUGGUUGGUUCCCCGGUAUUCCCGGAAUUAGUCCAAAGGUUGAUACCAUCUAUUGGUGUCGGGAGCAACUUGCUCAACUCAACCUUGAGAUUGAAUUGGAUCAAAAGUCUCCAGAGAGAUUUCCACUCAUGAACUCGGCUUUUAUUCAAUUCAAUCAUCAAGUAGCUGCCCACAUGGCUUGUCAGUGUGUUACCUAUCAUGUCCCCAAACAAAUGGCACCACGUACUGUGGAGAUCUCACCUAAUGAUGUCCUUUGGGAUAACAUGUCUAUCAAAUGGUGGGAAUCUUGGCUCAGGACCGCCGUUAUUACUGCUGUCGUUCUUGGCAUGAUCCUGUUAUGGUCUAUUCCUGUUGCAUGGACAUCAACUCUAUCCCAGAUUGCCUCGCUCGCUAAUACUACGCCUUGGCUUCAUUGGCUCAAAGUUAUACCCGAGAAGGUUCUUCAAGCUGUAGCAGGUGUUUUACCAGCUCUUGUGCUUAGUAUCUUGCUAUCAUUGGUACCAACGAUCUUUGGAUAUCUGGCAUUUGUUCAAGGUUCACAAACCGGCAACGAGAAGCAAGGUUCUGUUCAAACGUAUUAUUUUGCAUUCCUCUUUGUCCAAGUUUUCUUGGUCGUGUCUAUAUCCGGUGGUGCGGUCGCUGCAUUGGGCUCAUGGUCUAGUGAUAUUACUUCUAUACCCGAGACACUUGCGCAACAAUUACCAAAGGCGGCGAAUUAUUUUUUCUCUUACAUGAUUCUUCAAGCAUUUUCUGUGAGCUCGGGUACGCUGUUACAGUUAACCACACUCAUCUUUUGGUUUGUUUUACCGAAAAUUUUCGAUAAUACGGCUCGUCAGAAGUGGACAAGAAAUACAACACUUCCAUCUGUAUCAUGGGGAUCAUUCUUUCCAGUUUAUACCAAUUUCGCCUGUAUUGGUUUGAUUUAUUGCGUGGUUUCUCCGAUCAUCAUCAUUUUCGUCAUUAUUACAUUCACACUUCUUUGGAUUGCGAAUCGUUAUAAUAUGCUUUACGUGUCUCGAUUCAGGAUUGAUACCGGAGGACUUCUUUAUCCACGUGCUAUAAAUCAGACAUUUACUGGUUUAUAUGUCAUGGAAUUGUGUCUCAUUGGUUUGUUCUUCUUGACAAGGGAUGAGCAAGGUGAAGCUCUCACUGCUCAAGCAAUCAUUAUGAUUGUUGCUCUACUAUUAACUGCUCUUUAUCAAUUCCUUCUCAAUUGGUCUUUUGGUCCACUACUUCGAUAUCUACCAAUUACAUUCGAAGAUGAAGCCGUUCUUCGUGAUGAAGCAUUUGAUCGAAUGCAAGCCGAACGUCUAGGUCUUACCAUUGCAGAUCAUGAAGCAUUACCACAAAGUGAUGGUGCUGGUAUUCAAGGACCUGGAUAUAUCGAGAUGGAAAAUCUAAAUCCCUCUACCACACAUGGAGGUGGUGCAUUUUCCAAACUUAAACCAUCAAACCUCGUUCAUGGUGCUGCUGCAGCAGGUGGUUGGGCAUUACAAUCCGGUCGAAAUCUUCGUCACAAAACAUUUGCUCGUGGAGGCACAGCUGGUCCCCAACCUAUCGACGAACCAAUAAUCCGACCAACUAUCACACGAAAACGUCGUCACAAGGAUAUCGAAGCGCAGCAAAAAAUCGCAAAUGCUCUCUACGGUGGUUACAAUGAUGAAAUUGAAGAUUUAGCCCCGGAAGAAAGGGAUAGUCUUGUCAAACAUGCAUUUCAGCAUUAUGCGCUCAGAGCUAGAAGACCAGUGGUUUGGAUCCCGAGAGAUGAUAUUGGAGUUAGUGACGAUGAGGUUAAGAGGACGAGGGAUUAUGCUGGAGCCAAUAUUUGGAUUAGUAAUGUGGGGGCGGCAUUGGAUGCUAAGGGAAGGGUGGUUUAUGGGAGGAAUCCGCCGGAUUUUUCGGAGGUUGAUUUGAUUACUUUAUAG